Triticum turgidum subsp. durum (durum wheat) is the source of this 1068-nucleotide messenger RNA. Lineage: Eukaryota; Viridiplantae; Streptophyta; Magnoliopsida; Poales; Poaceae. The record is from the annotation of a GenBank genome assembly.
AUGGGCGGCGGCGGCGGCGGCCCCGACGAGUUCGGGCGGGCGGCGGCGAGGGCGGCGGCGGCGCGGGCGCUGCAGGCGGCGGGCUUCGCCUCCGCGACCCGCUCGGCGGUGGACGCGCUCGCCGACGUCCUCCUGCGCUACCUCCGCCUCCUCGGCGGCGCCGCCAACGCCCACGCCAACUUUGCCGGCCGCUCCGCCCCCAACGAGCUCGACGUGCUGCGGUUCCUCGAGGAGACCGGCGAGACCUACCAGGGCUUCGAGGGCGCCUCCUUCUCCACCCGCGGCUGCCUCGUAAGCUCCGGCGUCGUCAAGGAUUUGAUCGCGUUCGCCGGCGAUGCCGAUGACAGGCCGCUCUCCGCGGGGCGGCCGCUGCCCAGGUUUCCGGUCCGGCACGAUCCGUCGUCGUGUGCUAGCUUUGCGGCGCUGGGCCGGGGGAGCGGGAUGCGGCAUGUGCCUGACUGGCUCCCGGCCUUUCCGGAGCCCCACACGUAUGCGAUUGCCGAGGAGGAGCCGGGCGAGAUGGUCGGCGGGUCGUCGGCUGCGGUGGACGAGGUCGAGCAGGCGUGGCGGCAGAGGAAGGCCGAGAAGUCGCUGCUCGGUUUGCAACGGCAGCUGGCGCUCGCGGGUGGCAACGGGAUCCGCCCGGCGGCGGUGGUGGAGGAGGGUGCUGGCAAGGAGAAGGAGCUAGAUAGGGCUGUCGUCAAGAGCAAUCCGUUUAUUCAGUCGGCGUUGCGUUGUGGGGAUAAGGAGGUGUCGGAGGUUGGCAUGCCGAAUUUGGGGAAGAAACACCCUGUUCUUGAUGAUGCCUUUGCACCUGCUUUCGCUGAAUCAGAAGGUGAAGGACUUGAUGAGGGGAGGAGGGACCAAGACCAAGGUCGAGGUCGGAAGAGGAUGGUUCCAAAGGAGAGGCCACCGGUGUAUUUUCGGAUUGGGCCUGAUAGGAAGUCAAGGGUGAUGGCAUUGAAUUCAAGAGCCUUGGAGGACCGUGAGGGCCCCUUGUUCCUGGAGGAUGAUCGGAAGCGGAGGGCACUGUCGAUACUUGCGGAACCAAUGGAGAAGCCAGGCUGA